Messenger RNA from Glycine soja, 943 nucleotides. Its product is annotated as STS14 protein-like. The record is from RefSeq and is a predicted model, not a curated record. Bases 96 to 626 code for a protein of 176 amino acids. Lineage: Eukaryota; Viridiplantae; Streptophyta; Magnoliopsida; Fabales; Fabaceae. The transcript has a single exon.
GAGAGAGAGUCAGUGGAGUGUAGAAACAUUAGAGUUGCACACACAACAACAAACAACAAACACAAGUAGACCUCAUAGUCACAAUUGAGACCAAAAUGAAAAUGGUUCAUGGUGCAUUGUUUUUGCUGGCAGCAGUUGCCACGUUGCACGUGUCAUCGGAGGCAGCUGCAGCUCCGCCCCCGGCGACGGCGCUCUCCGCGGCGGCGAGGGAGUUCUUGGAGGCGCACAACCAGGCCAGGGCGGCGGUGGGGGUGGAGCCGCUGCGGUGGAGCGAGCAGGUGGCGAACGUGACGAGCAAGCUGGCGCGGUACCAGCGGGUCAAGACGGGGUGCCAGUUCGCGAACCUGACCGCGGGCAAGUACGGCGCGAACCAGCUCUUGGCGCGUGGCAGCGCGGCGGUGACGCCGCGCAUGGCGGUGGAGGAGUGGGUGAAGCAGAAGCAAUUCUACAACCACGCCGACAACUCCUGCGCCCCCAACCACCGCUGCGGCGUCUACACGCAGGUCGUGUGGAGGAAGUCGGUGGAGCUCGGCUGCGCUCAGGCCACGUGUGUGAAGGAGCAGGCUAGCUUGACCAUUUGUUUCUAUAACCCUCCUGGGAACUACGUUGGAGAAAGCCCAUACUAAAUACUUAUCAUCUCAUGCUUAGAGCUUGUUUGGAUAGAGGUAGAGGUAGAAGUGCUUUUUGAGAGCUUUUCAAAGCUUAUUAAUGACUUGUAUCCAAACAGACCUGCAUGCUUAUCAUGUUUAGCUUCACUAUAUGGAUACAUGCUAGAAGAGUUUUUGAAAGUUUUAUUCCAAAAGACCAUGUCUUGUGAAGUUAAUUAUGCUAAUUUAAUGAGUGAAACUGAUAUCUAUUAUGUAUGUAUCUUGAGAUCAUUAUUAUGUGACCAUGUAUUGGGACUAAUUAUGAAUUGGGUCAUAUAAGGUUUAAUCUCCUGCCA